Messenger RNA from Prionailurus viverrinus (fishing cat), 2541 nucleotides. RefSeq names its product PR/SET domain 5 (gene PRDM5). Lineage: Eukaryota; Metazoa; Chordata; Mammalia; Carnivora; Felidae. Gene Ontology annotation, biological process: negative regulation of DNA-templated transcription. Gene Ontology annotation, cellular component: nucleus. The coding region runs from base 440 to 2332 and encodes 630 amino acids. Gene Ontology annotation, molecular function: RNA polymerase II transcription regulatory region sequence-specific DNA binding; protein binding; DNA-binding transcription factor activity. The transcript is spliced from 16 exons. The record is from RefSeq and is a predicted model, not a curated record.
GGCGGGUCUCAACGCUGCGGCGCUGGACGCGGGGAGCAGGCUGGUCCACUCCUUUCGCCGGCCUCUGGGUUUGAGGCCCCGAGGUCAGCUCCGCUCUCGGCUCCGCGCCCGGCGCGGGUGCGAGCCGCCAACUUCGGGCCAAUCAGCGCGCGGCGUCUCUGAGACCGCAGCGCCCCGGCCCGCGCCCCCCGCGCCCCCGCGGCAGCAAUGGCAGCAGCGGCCGCGGCGGCUCCGGGCUGAGCCAGACCCGGGACUAGGAGGGGCUGAGCCGCGGGGGAUCCUGGAAUCGGCGGGGAGGUGGGGAUUCUGGGAGGAAAACUCCAUUUCCUCCUUCCCUGCCGGCCUCUCCCCUCCACCCAGCACCCCAAAUUUCGAUGUGUCUCCUCCCGGGCGCAGAGCGCUGGUGCUGAGCGAGGCGGCGGCGGCCGCGGCCGGGAAAAUGCUGGGCAUGUACGUGCCGGACAGGUUCUCCCUGAAGUCCUCCCGGGUUCAGGACGGGAUGGGGCUCUACACGGCCCGCAGAGUGAGAAAGGGUGAAAAGUUUGGACCGUUUGCCGGAGAGAAGAGAAUGCCUGAAGACUUGGAUGAAAAUAUGGAUUACAGGUUGAUGUGGGAGGUUCGUGGGAGUAAGGGAGAAGUUCUAUACAUUUUGGAUGCUACCAAUCCACGACACUCCAACUGGCUUCGCUUUGUUCAUGAGGCACCAUCUCAGGAGCAGAAGAACUUGGCUGCCAUUCAAGAAGGAGAAAACAUUUUCUAUUUGGCAAUUGAAGACAUAGAAACAGAUACAGAACUUCUGAUUGGCUACCUGGACAGUGACAUGGAGGCUGAUGAGGAAGAACAGCAAAUUAUAACAAUGAUCAAAGAAGGGGAAGUUAAAAAUUCUAAAGGACAAUCAACAGCUGGCAGAAAAGAUUGCCUUGGCUGUAAAGAGGACUAUCCUUGUCCCCAGUGUGACUCGAGUUUUACCAGUGAGGAAAUUCUUGCUGAGCACCUUCAGACAUUGCACCAGAAACCUACAGAGGAGAAAGAAUUUAAGUGCAAGAACUGUGGGAAGAAAUUCCCAGUUAAGCAGGCUUUGCAAAGACACGUUCUUCAGUGCACAGCGAAAAGCAGUCUGAAGGAUUCUUCACGAAGUUUUCAGUGCUCUGUUUGCAAUUCUUCCUUCAAUUCAGCAUCGAGUUUUGAGCAGCACCAGGAGACUUGCCGGGGAGAUGCCAGGUUUGUGUGCAAGGCCGACAGCUGUGGAAAGAGGCUGAAGAGCAAGGAUGCCCUCAGAAGACACCAGGAAAAUGUCCAUGCUGGCGAUCCUAAGAAAAAGCUCAUAUGUUCAGUGUGCAAUAAAAAGUGUUCUUCAGCAUCAAGCCUACAGGAACAUAGAAAGAUUCAUGAGAUAUUUGAUUGUCAAGAAUGUAUGAAGAAAUUUAUUUCAGCUAAUCAGCUAAAACGUCAUAUGAUCACUCACUCAGAAAAGCGACCCUAUAAUUGUGAGAUUUGUAAUAAAUCUUUCAAGAGGCUUGAUCAAGUGGGCGCUCACAAAGUAAUACACAGUGAAGAUAAACCUUACAAAUGCAAGCUUUGUGGAAAGGGAUUUGCCCACAGAAAUGUUUACAAGAAUCACAAGAAGACCCAUUCUGAAGAGAGACCAUUCCAGUGUGAGGAAUGUAAAGCUUUGUUCCGGACCCCAUUUUCUUUGCAGAGACACCUUCUCAUACAUAACAGUGAGAGGACUUUCAAAUGCCAUCACUGUGAUGCUACCUUUAAAAGGAAGGAUACUUUAAAUGUUCAUGUCCAGGUGGUCCAUGAAAGACACAAGAAAUACAGAUGUGAGCUAUGUAAUAAGGCAUUUGUUACACCCUCAGUGCUUAGAAGUCACAAGAAAACCCAUACUGGAGAAAAGGAGAAAAUCUGCCCAUAUUGUGGCCAGAAAUUUGCCAGCAGUGGUACACUGAGAGUUCAUAUCCGUAGCCACACAGGUGAGCGGCCCUAUCAAUGCCCUUACUGUGAAAAAGGAUUCAGUAAAAAUGAUGGACUGAAGAUGCAUAUUCGUACCCAUACCAGGGAGAAACCUUACAAGUGCUCAGACUGCAGCAAAGCCUUCAGCCAGAAGCGAGGCCUGGAUGAGCACAAGAGGACGCACACCGGAGAAAAGCCUUUUCAGUGUGAUGUUUGUGACUUGGCUUUUAGCCUGAAGAAAAUGCUGAUCCGACACAAGAUGACUCACAAUCCCAAUCGUCCCCUGGCAGAAUGCCAGUUUUGCCAUAAGAAGUUUACAAGGAAUGACUACCUCAAAGUGCACAUGGACAAUAUCCAUGGCGAAGCUGACAGCUAAUGGUAGCUGUAAAGGAAUUAAACCGUUCAGAAGGGCUCCUAAUAUGAAACCCAGAUUUCUCUCACCUGAUUAGCAUAGCAGAAGUAGACAAAAGUAAUUCACUGGUCUCAUAGUUCUUAUUUGCCUACCUUUAGAGUUCGUAGAUGCAUAUGCAAAAAAAAAAAAAAAAAAAGGAAAGAAAGAAAUUCCUACUUUUACCAAAAAAUGGU